AUGGCUCUCACUUUCCCCGGCAUGUUCUCGCUCGAGAACAGGACGGCCGUCGUCACAGGAGCCACGAGAGGCAUUGGCGCAGCGAUAGCGAUUGCGCUGGCGGAAGCAGGGGCAGAUAUCGUUCUGGUUCAGAGAGACGCCUCCAACACGACCACGAAACAAGCCAUCGAGGCCCUCUCGCGCAAAGCGACCAUCUACACGGCCGACCUGUCCUCGCAAGCCGACGUGUCGGGACUGGCCCACCGGGUGCUCGACCCCGGCGCCGGCCACGACGUGUCCAUCCUGGUGACCUGCGCAGGCAUCCAGCGGCGGCACCCGGCGCACCAGUUCCCGCUGGCCGACUGGGACGAGGUGCUUCAGGUCAACCUGCGCGCCGUGUUCACGCUGUGUCGCGACUUCGGGGCGUACAUGCUCAGUCGCCAGCCGACACCGCAGCAGGGCCAGCGCGGCUCCAUCAUCAACAUCGCCAGCCUGGUCAGCUUCUCGGGUGGACUGACCGUGCCAGCCUACGCCAGCGCCAAGGGCGGCGUCGCGCAGCUGACCAAGGCCCUGAGCAACGAAUGGGCGGGCCGUGGUGUCAAUGUGAAUGCCAUCGCGCCGGGCUACGUCGCCACCGACAUGAACGAGGCGCUCAUCAACGACGAGACCCGCGCCCGCCAGAUCCUCGAGCGGAUUCCCAUGGGCCGCUGGGGAAGUCCGGACGACUUCAAGGGUCCCGUGGUAUGGUUGGCCAGCCCGGCGAGUGCGUAUGUGUCGGGUCACGUAUUGGUGGUUGACGGCGGGUGGAUGGGGAGGUAA
Molecule: messenger RNA, 798 nt
Organism: Fonsecaea erecta
Lineage: Eukaryota; Fungi; Ascomycota; Eurotiomycetes; Chaetothyriales; Herpotrichiellaceae
Product: 2-deoxy-D-gluconate 3-dehydrogenase
Exons: 3
Coding region: 1-798 (265 amino acids)
Molecular function (GO): oxidoreductase activity, acting on the CH-OH group of donors, NAD or NADP as acceptor
Source: RefSeq, a predicted model, not a curated record